Molecule: messenger RNA, 1596 nt
Organism: Raphanus sativus (radish)
Lineage: Eukaryota; Viridiplantae; Streptophyta; Magnoliopsida; Brassicales; Brassicaceae
Product: MATH domain and coiled-coil domain-containing protein At2g42460-like
Exons: 6
Coding region: 249-1541 (430 amino acids)
Molecular function (GO): protein binding
Source: RefSeq, a predicted model, not a curated record
AGACUUCCAGGUAGGGUUUGCGUCAGCAUUUUGUUUUAUUAUACGAUAAAAAGUUUAAGAAAAUCUCAACCGGUUAAAAUAAUAUGGUUUAAUACAACGGACGGCCUAGAUUGAUCACAGAUAAAAGUCAUUUGGUUGUAUUUUAAAUUGUAUCGCCGCCGCUCACUUUCUAAUCGUAAACUGUUAGCAAGGCUUCGAACUUCAUCGUAGGAGCUAUAGCAAUUUGUUUUGUUCGCGCAAGGAAUAAAAUGGGGAUGGAAUUGAACAAGGCCUUAAGUUGGGAGAUAGGCAACCUCUCUGAAAGGACCGCUGUGAUGAAGUCGGAUUCCUUCUCAAGCGGCGACUGCAAUUGGUUUCUUUGCGUUUAUGCUCGUGAUCACUUGUCUAUGUACCUGAAAGUUUUGGAUACUCAUAAGUUGAGACCUGGAUGGAAAAGGAGAGUUAGCUUUUGCUUCGUUUUGUUGAACCAAUCUGGCAAAGAGCUUUUUAGAUCACCUGACGAAAGCAGACGCAGAUUGUUCUGCGCUGAGACCCCAUCCUGGGGUUUACCCUGGACGUUUCCUUUGACGAAACUCCAAGAAAAAGAGUUUCUGGAGGAAAACAAGUUAACCAUUGAAGUCUACAUGAAAGUAUUUGAAGUUGUUCAUGAAGGAAAAUCAACUGAGAAUGAUGUUUUAGAUUACAAUGGUUUCCAUAUUUUUGCUUCUCAAGCUAAUCCAGUGAGAGAUAUCUUUGGACAUCACCCAGACUUUGCAUUAGAUGUCAUACCAAAGAACCAAGCAGUGAGAACAGCAUACAUGAAUCUCCUCCUCGGCCUUGUGGAAACGCUGAGAAAGUCUCCACAGAGCUUGUCCGUGGCUGAACUACGGAAUGCUCAAAGCGAAUUGACUGAGCUGACAGAAGCAGGCUUUAAGCUCGACUGGUUGAAUUCAAAGAUUGAGAAGCUUUCCUUGGAGAGGAAGAAAGUACUCUCUGAUUGGCCUCGGGUCAAACAACUCGAGGAACACGUCAAGAACGUGGAACUGAAUUUGUCAGAUCUCAAAGUUGAACUGGACAAGGAGAAGAUCAGAUCUAUCAUUUCUUCUCAAGCUAGUCCAGUGGGAGAUAUCUCACUACAUCACCCAGACUUUGCAGUAGAUGUCAUACCAAAGAACCAAGGGGUGAAAACAUCACACAUGAAUCUCCUCCUCGGCCUCCUUAGGACGCUGGAAAAGUCUCCACAGAGCUUCUCUGUCACUGAACUGAACAAUGCUCAAAGCGAGUUGACUGAGCUGAAGGAAGCAGGCUUCAGUCUUGACUGGUUGAAUUCAUGGCUUGAGGAGGUUUCCUUGGAGAGGAAAAAAACAAUGUCUGGUGGGUCUCGGGUCCAACUACUCGAGGGAAGGAUCAAAAAUAUGGAACUGACUUUGUCGGAUCUGAAAGUUGAACUAGACACGGAGAGGAUCAAAUCUGCUGCUAAAGUUUCUUCGUUUGGUUUAGUAAAUUCUUUUACAAAGAGAUUCUUUCUCUCGUGUCUCUCUUUUUCAGAAUACAAAAACUAAUAUUGUACUGUAUGUUUUAUUACAAUCAGACCUGAAGUUUUCACUUGAAAAGAAA